Messenger RNA from Phytophthora infestans T30-4, 465 nucleotides. RefSeq lists its product as uncharacterized. The record is from RefSeq and is a predicted model, not a curated record. NCBI's taxonomy places the organism in Eukaryota, Oomycota, Peronosporomycetes, Peronosporales, Peronosporaceae. The transcript is spliced from 3 exons. Bases 1 to 465 code for a protein of 154 amino acids.
AUGAUCAAACACAUGCUACUGGUAGACAGAGAUGGCAACCAAGGUGUUAUACCGCGCAACUCCGCCACGAAUCAACCCAACAACGGCCAAGAUGAUAAAUGUCAGCUUGCGAAGAACACGACAGUGCAAAGACAAGAAAUCGAUCGCAAAAUGCAACGCGUUGCUUUAAAACUCAACUUAUCAGGCAAACUUGGUCAAGGAGCUAACUGUCAGCUGAAAGAGCUCAAGGCAGCGCAACCGGAGCACAAUUCGCAACGUGUCGACAACCCUACCGGUACUGUCUACUGCUUUGCUUUGGAAGCAAACUGCUACCAAGCAGCCUCUACGUCGCCAGACUACAUUUCCGAAGUCUCUCCGCUCGCGCAAGACCUCAAGUUCCUCCGCCACAAGUCCCAAGUUCGAAGUCAUGAAGUUCGCCAUUGUCACUACAUUCGCCUCGAUCCUGAUCGUCGGAAUCUCCGCUGA